This is a messenger RNA of Tachyglossus aculeatus (Australian echidna), 1746 nucleotides long. RefSeq names its product mex-3 RNA binding family member C (gene MEX3C). The transcript is spliced from 2 exons. Lineage: Eukaryota; Metazoa; Chordata; Mammalia; Monotremata; Tachyglossidae. Bases 45 to 1730 code for a protein of 561 amino acids. Gene Ontology annotation, molecular function: RNA binding. The record is from RefSeq and is a predicted model, not a curated record.
UCGGGCCCCGCCAUGACGGGCUGACCGCCACCAUCGACAGCGCCAUGCCGAGCGGCAGCUCCGCCGCCUUAGUGGUGGCGCCGCCGCCCUCGGACCCCGACGGGCUGCGCGACCGCCUGUCCGCGCUGGGCCUCGACGACCCGCCCCGGGGCGGCGGCGACGACGACGACGACGAAGGGGACGAGGACGUGGAGGAGGAGGAGGAGGAUGGCGGCGGCGGCGGCCGGCUGCUGCUGCUGUCCUCGCCGCCGCCGCCCCCCGGUUCGCAGCCGCCCCCCGGUUCGGCGCUGCUGCCGGGCGCGGGGCCGUACGGCGGCGGCGGAGGGGACCCCCCCCGCGCCGUCAUGGCGGCCAUGCUGUCCCACGCCUACGGGGCGGCGGCGGCGGCGGCGGCGCUGAACGGGGAGCAGGCGGCGCUGCUGCUGAGGAGGAAGAGCGUCAACACCACCGAGUGCGUGCCCGUGCCCAGCUCCGAGCACGUCGCCGAGAUCGUCGGGCGCCAGGGUUGUAAGAUUAAAGCACUAAGGGCCAAGACUAAUACUUACAUCAAAACACCGGUGCGCGGUGAAGAACCCAUUUUUGUUGUCACCGGACGGAAAGAAGACGUGGCCAUGGCCAAGAGGGAAAUACUGUCAGCCGCCGAGCACUUUUCCAUGAUCCGAGCAUCUCGCAACAAAAACGGUCCCGCCCUGGGCGGGCUGCCUUGCACUCCCAACCUGCCAGGUCAGACCACGGUCCAAGUCCGGGUGCCCUAUCGAGUCGUCGGACUGGUGGUCGGCCCCAAAGGAGCCACCAUCAAAAGGAUUCAGCAGCAGACCCAUACGUACAUAGUCACCCCGAGCCGAGACAAGGAGCCCGUCUUCGAGGUGACGGGGAUGCCCGAAAACGUGGAUCGAGCCCGGGAAGAGAUCGAGAUGCACAUCGCCAUGCGCACCGGCAACUACAUCGAGCUGAACGAAGAAAACGAUUUCCAUUACAACGGUACCGACGUGAGUUUUGAAGGGGGGACUCUGGGCUCGGCGUGGCUCUCUUCCAAUCCCGUCCCUCCCAGUCGCACCCGAAUGAUAUCCAAUUACAGAAACGAUAGCUCCAGCUCUCUAGGAAGCGGCUCCACAGAUUCCUACUUCGGCAGCAAUAGGUUGGCUGACUUCAGCCCAACUAGUCCAUUCAGCACAGGGAACUUUUGGUUUGGAGAAACCCUGCCGUCUGUGGGCUCCGAAGACCUCGCGGUUGACUCUCCCGCCUUUGACUCCUUAGCCGCAGCUUCCCAAACCAUAUGGACCCCGUUCGAACCCGUGAACCCGCUCUCCGGCUUCGGGAGCGACCCUUCCGGAAACCUGAAGACCCAGCGUAGAGGAAGUCAGCCAUCCACCCCUCGCCUGUCUCCUACAUUUCCCGAAAGCCUGGAACAUCCGCUCGCUCGGAGGGUGAGAAGCGACCCACCCAGUACGGGGCACCACGUUGGCCUUCCCAUCUACAUCCCUGCUUUUUCUAAUGGUACCAACAGUUACUCCUCUUCCAACGGCGGCUCCACGUCGAGCUCGCCCCCCGAAUCGAGACGGAAGCACGACUGCGUGAUAUGCUUUGAGAACGAAGUGAUUGCUGCCCUAGUUCCGUGUGGUCACAACCUCUUCUGCAUGGAAUGUGCCAACAAGAUCUGUGAAAAGAGAACGCCAUCUUGUCCAGUUUGCCAGACAGCUGUUACUCAGGCAAUCCAAAUUCACUCUUAAUUAUAUAUAUAUAUAU